CUGUGUCACUGAAUUACAAUAUGUCUGAAUUCGUUCUGUCAUGCCAAUGCUGAACAUCCUGUCAUGCCAAUGUAUCGACAGAGUUGCAAUGCAAGCAGGACAAAGAUAAAAGAAAAUGAAAUGGAAAAAAUCCAUCUCAUCCAUAGCUAGCAAUUACAAGCUCCCCUGUCCACCCUGUACCUUCCAUCGUCUUCGUGUCCCCCCACCACUCUGCCAACCGACGUGAACGCCACCUCCACCCAUGCAUCCACCAUGGGCACUCGGCUCUCGGCAUCAAUUCACCAUCAUAUAUAAUCAUCGUGCAACAACCACUGCACUCCGGCCUCCCGAUCACACACCAGCUGAAAUCAUUGCGUUCCAUCCAUCGAUCAAUUGCAAUGCCGUUGUGCUGCGUAGAGUGCAAGCCAUGCAACGGCCAUGGUGCGUUCUUCAAGAGCCGGCGCCCCGCGCAGCAGCUCCGCCGCGCGCUCGGCAAGAUGUUGGUGAGCGGCACCCGCAGGCGGCCUCGCCGGCCCGGGAGCUUCAGCUCCGUCCGCGCGGUGUUCUGGCCGCUCAUGUCCAUGCGCUCCGAGGCCGACGCCCGCCCGCCGACGGACUUCUCCCCCGACGUCACCGUCAGUAGCAGCGGGGCGCGCGCUCCGAGGUCGACGACGGCCGAUCGGGUGCUGGCGCUGCAGGCCCGGCUCGGCGGCGAGGGCGAGGCCACGCGCGCGCCGCCGCCGCAGCCGCAGCUGCAGCUGACGGCGGCCGUGGCGGCAGGUGACGAGGCGAAAGCCAUCGUCGUCAGUCACGGCUGCGGCGACGUGGAGGCGGCGUGCAGGAGCUUCGAGAGGCACCUGGUGGAGAUGCUGGUGGAGGAGCGGAAGGUGAUGGACCUGACGGACGUGGAGGAGCUGCUGUGCUGCUGGGAGCAGCUCAGGUGCCCGGCGUUCGUGCGCCUCGUGGGCCGUUUCUACGGCGAGCUCUGCAUGGACCUCUUCUCCUCGGCCCAGGACGCCGACGACGUGUGGUCUUCCCAGUCAGACUCAGAGGACCUCAGCGUCUGAGUCCGACAUGGGCAACCAACUAAUCGUCCACAGGCCUUUCUGCCAUCAGCCCAUGAAUGAUACACCAAGCUACUGUUUGAGCUGCCGUGUAGAGUACUGUAGUUGUUUUCCUAUUGUAUGCGUCAUGCAUGUUUCUUCCGGUAGCAAAUUUGGUUGGUUUUCUUCUUGUUUUUGAGACACUUUUCAAGUGAGAAAACGGCGUUGCUGUGUGAA
Messenger RNA from Sorghum bicolor (sorghum), 1259 nucleotides. RefSeq lists its product as uncharacterized. The record is from RefSeq and is a predicted model, not a curated record. The coding region runs from base 378 to 1046 and encodes 222 amino acids. Gene Ontology annotation, biological process: negative regulation of DNA-templated transcription. The transcript has a single exon. Lineage: Eukaryota; Viridiplantae; Streptophyta; Magnoliopsida; Poales; Poaceae.